AUGACAAUUGAAGGGGUGUGCAAAAACUUUAAAAAUUUGUGGAAUUAUUUUCCCGAUAAACCGGACAAUUCUGGAUUUAGAGAUCUAAUUUUUAAGAAAUACUGCCAUAACGAUAAUUGUGACACUAAUAUCAAGAAGAUUAAUGCUGGUUGUUUAUGGUUAUUUGAUAUUUUUUUCGGUACCGGUGGUAUUCCAUUUUAUAAUGAUUCUUAUAAGCAUGUGGUUAUAUGUAUUAUGAUAUGGUUAAGUUAUAAGUUAAAUCAAAAAACAGAAAAUGGAAACAGCAAAUUAACCAAUUAUUAUUCUAAUAAUAUAGCAGAUAACCCGGAUUACACUGAGCAAAAAAUUAUUGGUAAAAAAUUUAAAAGUUAUAAGGAAAUCAUAGAUCAAAUAAAGGAAUAUAUGGAUAUUGAUAUUAAUGAGAUAUCUAAAUUUUAUGAAUUACUUAAAUUAUUAUGCAAUAUGGAUAUUUAUUAUAAGAAUAAUAAAAGUACAGAGUUUAUACAAGAUGCCGAAAAAUUUGUUGAAGAAUAUGGAAAGCUUCGUGAUCAUGAUAAUAAUACUGACAAUAGUUCAUACAAUAAAAUAUUACAUGUUUUAUCUAAUUAUUAUAAUAAUUUUGAAAAAUACAGAGUUAAUAUUAUAACAGAAAUGAAAUUUCCUCCAUUAUCAACAGAAAAAACAUCCCAAAAAGUUGAUGUAAAAGAUUCUAAAGAAAUUCAAACAACUGAAUCCUUUACUGAAACAGAAAAAACAAAUAUUUUAACGGACCCCCCGAUUUCUAAUACUGCAUUAUCAGGAUCGUCGCUAGUAAACAAAAUAAUUCUAGUUUUAUCGGUAUUUGGUGCAAUAGCAUUUUUUUUAGGAAUUUCUUAUAAGUAUUCGUUAUUUGGAUUUCGGAAACGAUCUAAAAAACAACAAAUAAGAGGAAAACUAAAAAAAUAA
Messenger RNA from Plasmodium yoelii, 945 nucleotides. RefSeq names its product PIR protein. Bases 1 to 945 code for a protein of 314 amino acids. The record is from RefSeq and is a predicted model, not a curated record. NCBI's taxonomy places the organism in Eukaryota, Apicomplexa, Aconoidasida, Haemosporida, Plasmodiidae. The transcript has 3 exons.